UUUCUGCCCGACGGGAAAAUACUCUUGUUGUUUGUUUUGUUCCAUUUUCGCCUUUUCUCAGAAACAUGGAGAUAUAGUAGUGUCUGCUUCGAAAAAAUACCAGAAGUAUGUGGUUGUACGCUUCUUCCACCACAUGCAGCGGUUCACGCGAUCACACAGCUGGACUCAAACACAACCGCAAAUACUGAUUCAGUGGUCACUGGUUGUGUUAUUCGACGUCAGUGAAUGACAGUGGGAUUGCUUGAAUGAAUCAGCUUUUGUUUUGCUGACAGCCUUACUGAGAUAGACAUUCGUGCUAUAUACCAUGCAAGCUCUGGGACGCCGCACAGAUCAAGUGCAUCGUAUCCCUUCUCAAGAAGAGAUUCCACCACGAAGUGGCCAUGUUGCAGCCUGUGUGGAUAUGAAGCUGCUUGUUUGGGGAGGAUAUCAGGAUGAAAAUACCUAUGAAGAUCGGUACCUGCCGUCAAAUGAUCUCUGGUGUUACAGCAUGGACUUUGAUAAAUGGACCUGCAACACCACCCACGGGACACGCCCUCCAGGGACGUCCGGCGCCUGCUGUUGUGUCCUUGACGGCUUCUUUUACGUGGUGUUUGGUCACACUGACUUUGGCAACACCAACAAGGUAUACAAGCUGAACCUGCAGACGAUGACCUGGAGCAAGUUACCUGCCACAGAGCGGGCACCAAGCCCUAGAGACAAGUUUGCUUUGUGGACACAUGAGAAAAGAAUCUACUGUUUUGGAGGAUUUGGACUUCCGAUUCAGGAAUACCUAUGUGAGAAUGGAGACUUUGUGGCAGACACUUCGGGAGACUUGAAUGUUCCACGUUUUUUCCCUGAUCGAGGUUGGAACAAUCAGCUACUGAUAUUGGACGCCACUGAUGAAUGGUCGAAUCCCAAGUGCAGGGGUCCAGUCCCUCUGCCUCGAGCUGCACAUGGGGUAGCUCAACUGGGGGAUAAGGUCUACUUGUUCGGAGGACGACAUCUUACUGCAAGGAUGAAUGACCUUCACUGUCUUGACCUUUCAAGCUUGACCUGGAGUGGAGAGCUGACAUGUUCAACAGUGAUCCCUUGUGGCCGAUCAUGGCACACACUGACCCCUGUGUCACACAACCACCUCUUCCUGUAUGGGGGAUACACACAGGAUCAGAAGCCUCUCAGUGAUGCAUGGGUGCUGGAUGUCGAUGUGUGUCAAUGGACACAACUAGUCAUCCCACAGAACAACCCUCGUCUCUGGCAUACAACAGCCCUGUCCUCAGACAAUGAUAUCCUCAUCUUCGGGGGCUGUUGUGAUGACAUCCUCAGCCAUCAGGUUAACGAACAUUCUAACAAAAUCCUAGUGUUUAGAUUACAGCCAAAAUCACUCCUCAGGUUGUGUCUGGAAACGGUGUUCAAUUAUCGUAUUGAAACUCAGCCAUCAUGGCCAUACCUCCCCACUAUCCUCCAGAAAUGGCUGGACACCAAGUUAAAGUAUUCCAAACGAACUGUACAUAAUGUCAGCCACGCACAACACAACCAUAAGGAACAAGCUUCCACGUGCGAGGUCACAUGACCAUGGAUGAGCAGAAUGAUACCGCCCAAUGAACUAUGUGUGGCACAGAUUGUGAUUUUUUAAGGUGUAGUUUAUUCAGUUGUGUUGCUGCUAUAAGUGAUAAAAGUAUCCACUGUGUCACGUGUCCUGAAUGCAUAAUGAUUGUGAAUCAAUGGAAUGGUUGUCCAAGGCCUGUCUAAGCACGGAGGUGAUUACAAGUCCCAUAUUAUUUCAUGAUCACAACUCCAAAUAUGUUGUUCUGUAUUGUAUCUGUGUCAUCUGAAUACAAACUGUUUUCUGCAGCUUCUGCUGCUGUUGCUGCUGCUGCAGCUGGUUGAAAAACUGUAGCAUCUCUGUAUGCUGACUGUCUGCCUGACCUUCCAUUUGGCUCCUGUUCCCAGUUAUCUCCACUCGACAGUCAUGUGAUUUCCACCAGAUCAUAUGAUCUCAAUCUAGAUAGAACUGAACUGUCUUAAAGCAAUAGUCUGAUGUCCAUAUUUUUUAGUGUAGGCCUUGCAGUUUGUACCCUUUGUGAAAUAGGGACUAUAUCUUUGCAUUAUGAACAUGAAUUACCUGGUAUGGUACUUCUUUGGAUCAUAAAAAUUGAAUUGGUAGACAUUCGUCGGCUCCAGCUCGCAUAACUAAGGGUAUCUCCUGAAUGAUAUAUGCAUUUCGUCUACAUACUCAGGUAUUUUUUGUUACUUUACAAAUGCAAUGUCUUUACUCUUUCUCGCCCAACCAUAGGAAGCAUCUGACGUUAUGUGUUAUGUUCUUCCUGCUCAUUCUUGCCAGGUACUACUCUCUACACCAAGAGUAUGAUGAUACAGGAUUUUAUCAGGCAUGAAAAGGCUUAGAAUUUUCAUCUUUCUUAAAUAGUCUUAAGAAUACAUAUGACCUAAAAAAGAAAUGUUUCUUUUUCCAAUCUACAUCUCAAGUAAAUUAAGAUUACCAUCGUAUUACGGAUUGAAAAGCAAAAGUAAAAACACAUAUUGAUUGAAAAGCAAAAGUAAUAACACAUAUGAUUUGUACACUGUAUAUAUUUUGUCAGUGGCCAUAAUGCUCACCCCAACUUACCAUAAUGCUCACCCCAACUUACCAAUAUGCC
Haliotis rubra (blacklip abalone) is the source of this 2633-nucleotide messenger RNA. Its product is annotated as kelch domain-containing protein 2-like. Lineage: Eukaryota; Metazoa; Mollusca; Gastropoda; Lepetellida; Haliotidae. Gene Ontology annotation, molecular function: protein binding. The record is from RefSeq and is a predicted model, not a curated record.